Messenger RNA from Symbiodinium natans, 465 nucleotides. The record is from the annotation of a GenBank genome assembly. Lineage: Eukaryota; Dinophyceae; Suessiales; Symbiodiniaceae.
AUGACAUCCUGGAUCUUCUCCUUCGCUUGCCUCGCGGUUGCCACAGCCAGAGAGGCGCCGGUGAUCGGUGACAGCUGGACAUCACCGGAGGAAUUGACAGGCUUCAGUGAGCACUACAUGGGAAGGCAACUGGCUCAGCUGAACAGCAUCCUCUUCCAGGGCACUGCGGGGACAGCUGAUGGAGGUGGUGCCGAGCAGUGGAUUGUGGCUUUCUGCCCCUCCUGGUGGGAGCCUUGCCAUCAUCUCGAGCUCCUCAUCUCCGAGCAAGCUGCGGAAUGGCAGAAAAAGCUCAACACCGGGCAUUUCACAGCUGCUGUCCGUUUUGCAAUCGUUGAUUGCGCGACGGAGAAGGUACUUUGCAACACGGAGCAGGUGAAGAUGUAUCCAACUAUCGCCCAGUACAAGGACGAUGUCUGCUCUCAGGGUGCGGGACGUAUUGGGGUCGAGUUUUUAGGGUCAAGCUGA